This is a messenger RNA of Rotaria sp. Silwood2, 402 nucleotides long. NCBI's taxonomy places the organism in Eukaryota, Metazoa, Rotifera, Eurotatoria, Philodinida, Philodinidae. The record is from the annotation of a GenBank genome assembly.
AUGGCAUUUUUUGAAAUGAAUGCUUCUAAAAACGAUACGUCAUCGCAUACAUUUUGUGAUAAUCUAUAUACAAAUAUCGAUACAUCUCUUCCAUCUUUACCAAUUUCUGUGACAAAACUUGUUCGAACAACAAAUUCAGCGCAUCAUUUAGAUCUACAGCAGCAUAAUGCAGACGAAAAACGAUCUCUACUAAGAAAAUCUAUUCGUUACGUAAUGCGUACUUUUUACGAUGUAUUAAAAUCACUUGUUGAAUAUAAUUAUUAUUAUGAAUCUAUCAAUCUUCAAGAUCUAGCUAAUUGUUUAUGUUUGAGUUCAAAAGAAGUUCAUUCAUAUAUAAAACAAUGUAAACAUGAUAAAUAUAUAAAAGAAGAACAUCGUAGUAAAUUAAAGGUUGGGUCAUGA